AUGCCAGAGUGCAAUCGUUGCUCGACACCUACUCCACGCCGACUGGGUCAUCUCGUUCGAAAUAACUUAGCUUGCUUCGUCACACGAACAAGACCAAAUCAUUCUGUGCUUCGUGACAGUUUCCACCAAAUCGAAUCGAGAGGACCGCAAGAGGGGCCGAUGGAGCCCUGCGAGAUCGCGCGCCUGCCGGAGGAGCUGCUGUCGGUGGCGCUCUCCCGCACGUCGCCGCGCGACGCUUGCCGCGCUGCGGUGGUCUCCCCGGCCUUCCGUGCCGCGGCCGAUUCCGACACCGUCUGGUCCUGCUUCCUGCCACCGCUGGACGAACUCCCGCCGCUCACCGACGGAGAGCCUUGCAGGAAGAAAGACCUGUUCCUCCGCCUCUCCGGCAGACACGUCCUCCUCCCAGGCGGACUCAUGAGCAUGUGGCUGGACAGGGAGACCGGCGCCAAGUGCUACAUGGUGUCGGCGAGGGCGCUGUCCAUCGCGUGGCGCGACACUCCACGCUACUGGAACUGGGUCCCUCUCGCAGAUUCGAGGUUCUCCGAGACUGCUGUACUCAGGUUAGUUUGCUGGUUGGAUAUCCCUGGCAAGAUAGAUAGCAAGAUACUCUCCAAGGGGUCAGUCUAUGCCGCACACAUCGUGUACAAGUUGGCCGACAGUUCUUAUGGGCUGGACUCGCCGAUCCAAGAGGCAUCAAUUAGAGUUGGAGGCACCAACCUGACCCGCAAGGUCUGCCUCCAACCUAACCCGCAAAGAAGCAUGAGCCAAAACCGCCGUGCAGAGGACGUAGUGCUCCCUCGGCAAAGGGGCGAUGGCUGGAUGGAGCUGGAGCUGGGCGACUUCACCUGCGACGGGGAUGAAGAUGGUGAUGUGUCCUUUGGCGUUUCGGAGACCAAGGCUUUGAACGGGAAGAGCGGCCUGGUCGUGCAGGGCAUCGAGAUCAGGCAUAAGAAAUCAGGCUAA
This is a messenger RNA of Triticum turgidum subsp. durum (durum wheat), 963 nucleotides long. The record is from the annotation of a GenBank genome assembly. NCBI's taxonomy places the organism in Eukaryota, Viridiplantae, Streptophyta, Magnoliopsida, Poales, Poaceae.